Phycodurus eques (leafy seadragon) is the source of this 2438-nucleotide messenger RNA. RefSeq names its product stomatin (gene stom). The record is from RefSeq and is a predicted model, not a curated record. The transcript has 8 exons. Gene Ontology annotation, cellular component: plasma membrane. NCBI's taxonomy places the organism in Eukaryota, Metazoa, Chordata, Actinopteri, Syngnathiformes, Syngnathidae. The coding region runs from base 67 to 945 and encodes 292 amino acids.
CAAAACACCGCCCAUGCUGCUAAAAUUCACUUCACGUACGUCCUGUAAACAUUUGUAAUAGUCACCAUGGACAACGAAGAAUUAUCAUUGAAAGCUACAAAAAGACGAGAACGUCAAUCAGGUCCAAGCAGCGCUUUACAUGAUGCAGAAGCCUUGGAAAGUGGAGACUCUGACAUUGGCUUCUGUGGCUGGAUGUUGGUGGGGUUGUCUCUUCUUCUCAUGGUGGUCACACUGCCCAUCUCCAUUUGGAUGUGCAUCAAGAUUGUGAAGGAGUAUGAGAGGGCCAUUAUUUUCCGCCUGGGUCGCCUGCUGCGAGGAGGAGCCAAAGGACCAGGUUUGUUCUUCAUCUUGCCGUGCACUGACAGCUUUAUUAACGUGGACAUGCGCACCAUCACCUUCGACAUUCCACCGCAAGAGGUUUUGACGAAAGACUCAGUGACCGUGAGUGUGGAUGGCGUGGUGUACUACCGGGUUCAGAAUGCUACUCUGGCCGUGGCCAACAUCACUAACGCCGAUGCCGCCACGCGCCUAUUGGCCCAGACCACACUGAGGAAUGUUCUCGGUACCAAGAACCUGGCAGAGAUCCUUUCGGACCGUGAAGAAAUUGCACACAGCAUGCAGUCCACUCUCGACGACGCUACUGAUGACUGGGGCAUCAAGGUAGAGCGAGUUGAGAUAAAAGAUGUGAAGCUGCCUCUGCAGCUCCAGAGAGCCAUGGCGGCCGAGGCUGAGGCCACCCGGGAGGCCAGAGCCAAGGUUAUCGCAGCAGAAGGUGAGAUGAACGCCUCAAGGGCGCUGAAGGAAGCGUCGCUGGUGAUCGCGGAGUCUCCGUCCGCCCUGCAGCUGCGCUACCUGCAGACCCUCAACACAAUCGCUGCCGAAAAGAAUUCCACUAUCAUCUUCCCUCUGCCUCUGGAGAUGAUGCAGGGUUUCAUUAAACACUAAUCAUCUCUCUCAUGUAAAGCUACACGCAACGAGCAUUGGCAUCGAAAACGUGAAAGUGACCUUACACUGAUACACAUAUUUCUCAUGUAAUGCCUGAAGCUGCAGUUCUGCUGCAACCACUGCCAGCAUACAUUUAAUUUACUUACGAGGUUUCAUUUCACAAUAUUUAUUUUAAAACGCACUCGGUCUGUGUCAUUGCAUAUUUUUACUAACGUGUUUCCGCAGCCUCACUUCCAACCACGUGCAGUAAGUACGCUACAUACAGUACCAGGAAAAAAUACUAUAUUCUGUCCAUUCUUGCCGUUGGGCCGGGUCUUCACAUAUAUAAUUUCCUAUAACUGCAGUGAAUUAUACCUCAUAGACUAAAGAGAAUGGUCUACGUAAUGAAUUAUAAAGCUGAUCGGGUGAACUAGAAUUUCAAUAUGUUGUUUUCUUAGCAACUUGGAGCAGAGGCUGCCACGUACAGCAGAGGACGGGCAGGGAGUGUCCGCACAAAGACACUCUCAACCCUAAGGAAAGGACUAACAAUUACAAGACAAGUUUAUUUUAUAAAUUUUUGCAAUUGAAUCUUAAUUCUUUAGUGAACAUCAGUAUUUUAAGAUGAAAAUUAAUGUAACAAGCUUUUUACACCACAGUGCCAUCUGCUGGAACUCCCUUGCCCUUAAUCAACACAUGCAGGAAGUCCUCGAGUUACGACACAUUCGACCUACGACGUUUCAACUUUACGACGCCCGUGCCUCGUCCGCCCUUUUGUCCCAGCACCAUAGUGUUUCUGCUUAGCCCGUGCAUAGUGCUUGUGUGUGUGUGUGUGUGCGCGCGGCGGGGGUAUCUUUGCCUUUUUCACACACUCAGCAGUAAUGGUAAGUACAGCAUCUUAUUUUUUUAUUUUAAUGUAUUUUAGUUUCUUUAUACGAAGUGUUAACCUUUCCUGCUACGGUCACCUGACCGUGGUCGGGAGACGCAGGGGUUAACCUUCUCUCGUUGCACAGCUGAGCUGGGCGGCAGCAACAAUAAAGGCAUGAAGCACCGAUUUGCUGUUUUAAUGGCUUUAUUAGCUCCUCUGCACAUUCAGCUUCAACGGGUCCGCCGCUAAUUGCUACUCUUCCCCGGUCCCCGUCACUACACUCGCUAGUGUACACACACGCACCGUCGCGCACUCCUUCCUCCUUCACAGUCCCGUCUCACUCACACACCGACGCCCACACACACUGAGCUUGCUUUCACAAUCACGUGGGACAAUACCCGUAACAGAAGUAGUUCGCCGUAAAUUUCGACUUUUAACGGUGAAAUCCGACUUACGUGGAAAUCGUGUUACGUCGCCAGCGUACGAACGGAACUCGUUAGUAAAUCGAGGACUUCCUGUUUAUACAUUUUUAGAGCCAUGACAUGAUCCACAUCUAGUGAUGUAACACUAGAGGAGUUCAUACUUACCUCCAUCCCAUGCAAUUUCCUCACUAGGGUUGCGGGCGUGCUAGAGCCUAUCCCAGCUAUCU